Messenger RNA from Pocillopora verrucosa, 2463 nucleotides. The record is from RefSeq and is a predicted model, not a curated record. NCBI's taxonomy places the organism in Eukaryota, Metazoa, Cnidaria, Anthozoa, Scleractinia, Pocilloporidae.
AUGGUAUAUCAAGAUGCAAUCCCCGACUACAUACAGGCGAGAGGAUCAGUGGCACUAGAAGCAUACAGGCGAGCACUGAAUACAGGCGAAACUUUCGAUAAAAGUACCAAACUUGUGGUGAUUGGUCAGGACCGUGUAGGCAAAACAAGUAUAGAAAGGUACCUCGAUUCUGUCAAGAACGCAGGAAAAGGGGCAUGGAGGAAACCAGUCCCACUCGAACACACAAGUGCACUUGACCACAAGUGCGCAGAAGUGGUUGCACAGGAGUUACUCGGCAGCUCCAAGGAACGAUCAGAUAAGGCUCAACUGUUAACUGGGGUAGGAAAGAAGACGAGAGGCACAGAAAAAGUAUUCCAGGAAGUCAAAAGUGAGCGAAAACCAGAAGAAGUACCCACGAAAGUCCUUUCCCUCAAAGAGCGUAGCCCCAACGGAAACGAUACCUCCGACAAUGAGGAUAUAUGGUUUUUUCCAAGGGAUUUCGUUAGCCAGGAGGUAUACCAUGCCAUUCAUCCCAUUUUCCUACCGCAAGAAGCCAUAUAUGUCCUAGAGUCAGAUCUUACCCUGGAGUCAAGUGCUCCUGCCCAAUGUCGGAUAAGACCGCCUAAUCACGAUGAAAGAGUGGUAAACUCGCCUUACAUCCAGGACACUAAUCUCGAUCACACGAUGAGAUGGCUGGACUUUGUACAGUCUUUGGGACGGCCAGGGUUUCAGAGAAAUUCGGCAAAUACUAACGAAGUUUUGCCGCCUGUGGUGCUUGUGGGUACACAUGCUGAUGGUGUAAGGGAUCCUCGCAAGGAAAUGAAAUCUGUGAUGAGAACCAUUUGCAGCAUGGCUCUUCCAGCAACCCUACACCAUAUUUCAAAAGAAUCAUUCUUCAUAGGUAACACAAAUCCAGACAGAGAAGAAGAUCCACAGAUUGUUUCUUUGAGUAAGUAUUUAUCGGAUCUGGCUGAAAAAAUGCCACAUAUCAACAAGGUAAUCCCUGUGCAGUGGCUCCGUGUGGAACAAAAAGUCGACGAAAUGGUGAAAAAAGGGAUGCCUUAUGUUGGUAAGAAGUGUUUUACAAAGGAUAUUUCUGGAGGCAUUUGCCAGUUUAAUGAUACAGAUGACGUCGAAGAAUUGCUACACUUUUUACAAGCUCGUGGAAGAGUUAUCUACCAAGAUCUCCCUGAAAAUCCAGAUGGUUUGGUCGUACUGUAUCCGCAGUGGUUAAUUCAAACACUAUGUAAGAUAAUUACGGUGAGUCCAUCAUGGGAAAACGACUUUAUCAUCGACAAAGAUUACGAUAAAGUUGAAAAAGAGGGACUGCUUUCGCAGCAGUUGCUAAAUCUAGCGUUUGAACACCUUAAAUUGAAUGAUAUAAGGGAUUCACUGAUUCAUAUCAUGGAAAGAUUUGGUGUCAUAUGCAACUCUAAGAACCAGAAGGGGGAAGAUUACCCUUAUUUUGUUCCAUGUUUGUUAGGAUCACCGAGGAAGAAUGCGAGGGGCACAAACAUGCGCAAUGGGCCUUUGCCCGUAUUUCUCACAUUUAACACCAACUACAUUCCAAGCGGGCUGUUUUGGAGACUGGUUGUACAUUUUUGGGAAUGGGCCUCACAAUUAUGUGACUCCAGUAUAACCCCCUCGUUGUUUACAUACACCGUCAGAUUCAAUGUCAGUGAAGUGUACCACCUCACUAUAGAGUGUCACAAAACUGUGAUUGAGUUGAAAAUCUGGACACUGCAAGACUCGGACAAAACGGAAGAGAAAAGAAUUUGCGAAGAAUUAUUGAGUCUUCUGGAGCGUUGCAAGACUAGGCUAAGCUCCACCUGUCUGUGGUUACGAUCAGUCACGAGGGAAUUGUCUUUGAAAUGCCCGUUGUGUGAACCUUGUCCAGAUAAGUAUCGUGACGGAACUAAUAUUUGCUUAUUGCACAAAAAGGAAGGCUGCUCUCAUUUUGACUGUGGCCACUAUAUUCCGUUAAGAAGCUUUGGCCUGAGCUGUGAACACUCUGUUGAUGAUGUUCCCGACUAUCCUGCAGAAAAACUGGAUCCUUGGGUUCAAGCUUUGGAAUCCAUUAAACGUAAGAAACGAACUGCUGGUUCUACUGAACAUUUGCGUCGGCCAAAGGUGAAACGUCGUAAUGAAGAUUCGUCUCCGAGUGACACCUCAACUCCAAAGAAAGGAAAAACUCGUUUCACAGUCAAGCAAGGAGUUCCCACUGACAAAGAUUUAGAGUGGCUUUCGCGCAAAAUCAAAAAUUGGGAGGUACUCGGGCGUCGUCUUGAAAUUGAGGAUGCAACAUUAUCGGGGUUUGACGAUGACUAUAGGAAAAAGCGUGAAAAAAUCUACAACAUGUUACUGCAUUGGAAAGAGAGGGAUGGCUCAGCUGCAACAUUUACGAUCUUACAUGAUGCACUCUGUCAUCCGUUUGUUAAUCGUACAGAUUUAGCUGAGCAACUUUGCUGUCAACAACAUGAAUGA